AACUCCAGAACGCACGAACCGAUUUCCACGGUUUUGCAUUCGUUGGAAAGGUCUUGGGCUCCGUGAGGUUUAUAGCAAAGAAAAUUCUGGAAAAUUCAGGAAAAAUUCAACAGAAAAGUAGGGAAAUCGUUUUUCACAUACAGCGCCAUCUAUUAUACAUAGCAUGUACUUCAAACCAAUAGCAACGGUGCGUGAUAAAGUGUGUGACAGAUAUCAUUAUUCUCUGUUCAGUUAAUUUCAUUUAUUGUAAAUUAUAUGGAUCGUGCAUUUGAAGUUAAAUUCAAAACUAUGUCCAUAGUCCAAAAUGCCUAGAGAACGACGUGCGAACAUCGGCCGCCGCACAAGACAUGCAAGCCAGCAACAAGUCUAUUCAAGGAACUUAAGAGAAGAAAGACAAAAUAUAAUAAGAGAAAAUGACCGAUUGAGACAUCGCGUGAGCACACGAAGAUCAUUGGCAUCAUACAAUCGCUUGGCAUUCCAAUAUGAUCCCACUGCGAACUACAGUGAUGAUGAAAAUUUGGAUAUUGGACGAAUGACGACUAUAUGCCGAUAUUGCAAUGCGGUAAAGUUCAAAAGAGAAACGGUUGGAUUGUGCUGCGCAAGUGGAAAAGUCAAACUGGAUCCAUUACUUACACCACCACAGCCACUGAAAACAUUGUUUGAUGGAAGUGAUCCCGAUUCCAGCCAUUUUCUUCAACACAUCCUUGAAUACAAUAACUGCUUUCGCAUGACUUCCUUUGGAGCUAAUAUCAUUCGAGAAGGCGGCUUCAUGCCGACUUGCAAGAUACAAGGUCAAAUAUAUCAUUUGCAUGGUUCAAUGGUGCCAACACCAGAUGAACCGCAUCAAUUUCUGCAAAUAUAUUUCAUUUCGUCGAUGGUGGAUCAGCUGAACGUGCGGUGCAAUAUACAGGGAGCAAAACAGUUAAAGAGACGAAUUAUUGAACAGUUGCAAGCAUUUUUUCACGCUAAUAAUGCUGUGGUUAAUAUGUUCAAAACAGCAUUGGAACGAAUGCCAUCGGAUACGCACAAAUUUGUCAUAAGAGCGGAUUGUACUCCGACAGGUGAACAUGUGCGAAGAUUCAAUGCACCCACCGUUAAUGAUGUUGCUGCAAUUAUUGUUGGCGAUCCAACUAAAUCACGAGACAUUGUCGUUCAGCGAAGAAGCAAUAUCAUGCAUCGUGUAAACGAGACACAUCGUUUGUACGAUGCGUUACAAUAUCCAAUCAUUUAUUGGCAAGGGCAAGACGGAUACGACAUCACGUUGAAGAUGGUCGAUCCAAUUACAGGAGUAUCAACGAAUAAUAAAAAUCUAAGCGCAAUGAAUUACUAUGCGUAUCGUAUGAUGAUUCGUACACAUGAGGAGAAUGUCAUUCUGAAGUGCGGUCGGCUAUUCCAGCAAUUCGCUGUUGACAUGUAUGUCAAAGUCGAGACCGAACGUUUAGCGUUCAUCAGAUUCAAUCAGCCAAAGCUACGAUCUGAGGACUAUAUACACUUGCGUGAUGCUAUUCAUUCAGAUGGUGAUGUUCAGAAUAUUGGACGACUGACGAUUCUCCCAUCAACUUAUAUCGGAAGCCCACGCCACAUGCACGAAUACGCUCAAGACGCUAUGACGUACGUGCGAAAUUAUGGAACUCCGGAUUUAUUUAUUACGGUCACAUGCAAUCCGAAGUGGACGGAAAUUGAACGCGAGUUGGAACCGGGUCAAAAACCGCAAGAUCGCCAUGACAUAAUCGCCAGAGUAUUUCAGCAAAAACUCAAGGUUAUGAUGGAUGUGCUUACUAAGUAUCGAGUUUUUGGUGACACACGUUGUUAUAUGUACUCGGUGGAAUGGCAGAAGCGUGGACUACCGCAUGCUCAUAUCCUAAUUUGGUUGCUGAACAAAUUACAUUCAAAUGAAGUGGAUGACAUUAUAUCAGCUGAAAUUCCUGAUCCAGUCACUGAUCCCCGUCUACACGACAUUGUGACGACACAGAUGGUGCAUGGACCGUGCGGUGCAUUAAAUCCAUUAUCGCCUUGCAUGGCUGAUGGAAAGUGCACAAAACGAUAUCCGCGACCGUUAGUUGCUGAAACAGUCACAGGGAACGAUGGAUAUCCAGUUUAUCGUCGGCGUUCAAAAGAAGAUAACGGUCGAACUAUCAAAGUUAAAAUUCCAAUUUAA
Rhopalosiphum padi (bird cherry-oat aphid) is the source of this 2158-nucleotide messenger RNA. RefSeq lists its product as uncharacterized. Lineage: Eukaryota; Metazoa; Arthropoda; Insecta; Hemiptera; Aphididae. The transcript has 3 exons. The record is from RefSeq and is a predicted model, not a curated record. The coding region runs from base 305 to 2158 and encodes 617 amino acids.